UUUUUCCUUAUCCACCAAAUCAGAUUCAUCUCUAUUAAACCCUAAACUCCAACCUUCAAAGUUCAAUCCUUGGGUAGAUAAACGAAAAUGCUAGCGCCAGCCAUGAACAGAGCUGUUCUCAGAAAUGUCUCACUACAUAUUCCCAACCAUCUUCUCGAUCCUCUAAAAUCCAUAACAAAUCCUAUCUCAUCAUCAUCUAUAUUUGUUUCUUGGACGCUUUCUACACUCAGAUUCUACUCGUCUGAUUCUGAUUUAUCUCAUAAAGAAAAUUUCACUCGGACCCAGAAGCAACAUGGUGGAGUUGAGGAUGUUGAUGGCGUGAGUAACCAAGAGCUAAAGAGGCGGAUAGAGAAGUACUGCGAGGGGGAUGAAGAGGCGAUUCCUUCAAUAUUUGAAGCCAUAUUGAAGAGGAAAUUAGCAGGGAUUAAAGAUGAGGACUACGAAUUGAUGGAAGAAGUUAGGCGGAAAUCUCCAAGUGAGAAUUUUGAUUCUGAUUCCGAUGAAUUGAAUGAUUCUGAUGGCGAUAAAAAUUGAUGCAAAAUUGCAAUUAUAGAAAUCAAGGCAAUUUCCUAGGCAAGGUCUCCAUGCAAAUAAGUAAAGUACAACUCUUGAAUUAUAGAAAUGUUCCAUAAACCUUCAGGUAGAAACCUCAAAUUAAGACAAUUAUAAAAUUGAAGACGCCUUGGGAAAGCUCCAUUUACAAUCUCGGUCCUUUCUACUAGAUCAUCUGAAGCAAAUUUUCUAGCUCGAGAAAUCCACUUGCUUCGCAAAACUCUUUACGAAUGAGCUUUGCCUUGGAGGCUUUCCAAAGUUCAACAUGUUUUAAUUUGUGAAAGAAUUGAAGAAAAGAUUGGUUCUCCAAGAGAUUAGAAAGACAUAGUACUAGAGUAGUUAGGUUUUUCAUGGAGGGAAGCCAGUUAGGCAAUUCUACUAGACCACCAUGUAAAAUAAGCUGUUGAAGAUGAGGUGGAAGAGAAAAA
Hevea brasiliensis (rubber tree) is the source of this 980-nucleotide messenger RNA. RefSeq lists its product as uncharacterized. The coding region runs from base 88 to 534 and encodes 148 amino acids. The record is from RefSeq and is a predicted model, not a curated record. NCBI's taxonomy places the organism in Eukaryota, Viridiplantae, Streptophyta, Magnoliopsida, Malpighiales, Euphorbiaceae. The transcript is spliced from 3 exons.